This is a messenger RNA of Rattus norvegicus (Norway rat), 1582 nucleotides long. RefSeq names its product HD domain containing 3 (gene Hddc3). The record is from RefSeq and is marked provisional. The coding region runs from base 20 to 559 and encodes 179 amino acids. The transcript has 4 exons. NCBI's taxonomy places the organism in Eukaryota, Metazoa, Chordata, Mammalia, Rodentia, Muridae. Gene Ontology annotation, molecular function: guanosine-3',5'-bis(diphosphate) 3'-diphosphatase activity.
CCCCCGCGCCACCCGCGCGAUGGGAUCGGAGGCAGCUCAGCUGCUGGAGGCUGCUGACUUCGCCGCUCAAAAACACCGACAGCAGCGACGGAAAGAUCCUGAAGGGACUCCCUACAUCAAUCACCCCAUCGGUGUAGCCCGGAUCCUAACCCAUGAGGCUGGAAUCACUGAUAUUGUGGUGUUGCAGGCGGCCUUGCUCCAUGACACAGUAGAAGACACAGAUACUACCCUGGAUGAGGUAGAGCUGCACUUUGGAGCACAGGUUCGACGCUUGGUGGAGGAGGUAACAGAUGACAAGACUCUGCCCAAACUGGAAAGAAAGCGGCAACAGGUGGAACAGGCACCCCACAGCAGCCCAGGGGCCAAACUAGUGAAGCUGGCAGACAAGCUACACAAUCUAAGGGACCUGAAUCGCUGCACCCCUAAAGGCUGGUCAGAACAUCGAGUCCAGGAGUACUUCGAGUGGGCAGCACAGGUGGUAAAAGGGCUUCAAGGAACGAACCAGCAACUGGAAGAGGCACUAAAACAGCUGUUCGAGGAACGAGGGCUGACUCUCUGAGAGAGCCUCCAUGCAGUCCUGUGGCAUGGCUCCAGUAAGGCCCAGGAAAGAUAGGAUUCUUACUGCAUCUCCAAGUGUCCUCAUCUCUCACAUUCCUUUAUUCAGCCCAGACACCACGGGCUAAAAACUUCUGCCUUUUUUCACACAGCUGAGCCCCGGAUAUGGAAACCAGAAAUGCCCAUCAUACACUAACAGCCUUUCCUUAAGUCUUGGCUCUGUUUGCUGUUUUGCAUGGUGGGACCUCUGGCCCCUUAGGGACCUAAGACUGGAUAAGCCUUGGUUUAUAAGUCGUGGAAAAUAAAGCAUUUAGGGUAAAGGCUUAAACUGCUGUUCCUCCUUCUCUGGUCUCCCCGAAGAGGACCCACAUGCUGGAUACUCAUUUCCUAUGUGUCUUUUGCAUCAGCUCCCCUGGGUUGAAAGCAUCGACCCUUGGAGCAUGGCGUCCUUAUCAACUGAGCUGGACUAUGUCUUUACGAAGGUCAGAUGAUGUAGUUGUGGGAUGGCAGAUAUACUGGGAAGGAAUGCCAUCACUUUUUGGCAACUGGCUGGGAAGGACAGAAAUCCCAGUAACAUGAGAAGGCUAGAAGACCUCAGUGCCCCAACACCAACUGCAGCAGUUGAUUAGUGGCCAAUGCCUUGACCCUUAAAUUUUAUUGGCUUCCUGGGUUGCUAAGUCACUAGCGCUUCCAAGUAACCGGAAGAGGCCCUGAAGUCGCCCCGCCCAUAGAGGUGGGUGGAAUCUGUAGAAAGAAAAAAGCUGUGGAGGUUUGAGUUUGUGUGCGGAAGUCCCACAGUGUGGGUGUGGCAAUCAGAGAGCUUGUGGGGAGUUGGAUUUCGCCCUCCAUCAUGUAGGUAUGGGAUAUCAAACAUAGGUUUGUCAGGCUUGGCGAGCUGAUGCCUUUACCCACUCAGCUAUCUCGCCUUCGUUGCCUCUUUUGUUGUUCCGUUUUUGUUUGUUGGAGGGGGAUAGGGCCCCCACAGCCUUUCUAUAAUUCUCCUGCCUCUGCGACAAAGCGCAACCAU